Messenger RNA from Hibiscus syriacus, 579 nucleotides. RefSeq names its product structural maintenance of chromosomes flexible hinge domain-containing protein GMI1-like. NCBI's taxonomy places the organism in Eukaryota, Viridiplantae, Streptophyta, Magnoliopsida, Malvales, Malvaceae. The record is from RefSeq and is a predicted model, not a curated record. Bases 31 to 579 code for a protein of 182 amino acids. The transcript has 3 exons.
AUAUUUCCCUCAACUUCACUCUUUACCAUAAUGUUUUCUCAGGUACCGGAGCAAUGCAUUGCUGGUUCCUCACUGGAAAAUAUAGGUUUUGAAGUUGUAGACUCCAAUGGGGAUGUUGAUAAAACAUUUCAUGAUGAUGAAAAGUGUGGCCAAUUCCAUACGCUCGUAGUUAAGUCAGAAUCAUUUGAAGUAGAUGAUUCUAUACGCUACGUGUUCAAGCAUGGCCGCUGCAACAUCACUUCUUUUCCCCUUCCUCAAAUUGAAGGGCCCCUUUGCUUCAAAGCUUUUCAUUCUCGUUACUCUCAGCUAUAUUGCGAUGUUAAGAUUUGUCUUGUACAUGCUCCGAUAGUCAAUAACAGCGAGGUUGAGGUCCACACUUCAGAUGGAAAGAUUUCUCCUCAUGCUCCAAAAGUCGAGAACAGUGAGGUCGAGUCGCACACUUCCGGUGGAAAGGUCUUAUUCCUGCAGAACUCACCAUUUGUCAAUAAUGACAAUGUAGGAAACCUACUGUCCAUAGUGAAAUAUGACAAAGUAAGGGAACCUGUUCUAAUUGUGUGUAUUCACUCAAUGAAACUGUAG